This is a messenger RNA of Lentinula edodes (shiitake mushroom), 1983 nucleotides long. RefSeq names its product aspartic peptidase domain-containing protein. The record is from RefSeq and is a predicted model, not a curated record. Gene Ontology annotation, biological process: proteolysis. Gene Ontology annotation, molecular function: aspartic-type endopeptidase activity. The transcript is spliced from 5 exons. Lineage: Eukaryota; Fungi; Basidiomycota; Agaricomycetes; Agaricales; Omphalotaceae. Bases 96 to 1823 code for a protein of 575 amino acids.
GGUCUCCUCCCCACUAUUACUAUCAGUUCUAUCCCCUUCCUUUGAACUAGCCCCUUCUCUUUCCCACUCACUAUAUCUCGUCGUCUCUGGCCUGAAUGCACUCAUUUAUCAUCCCACUUUCUUUGAUUUUGGUCUCAUCUGCUUCUGUAACUGCUUUGACUUUUCCUUUCCAAGUCCGCACGGACAUUCCUUCGCAUUCUCUCAGCCGCAGAGUCUCCUCGAACAGCUCAACGCCUCUCACCAACUCUGGAAAUGCUCAAUACAUCGCCAACGUCACCCUUGGGGGCCAGGAAGUUCGGCUGAUAAUAGACACGGGCAGCUCCGACCUAUGGGUCAAUUUUCCAUCAACAGUCCCCACUACAACCGACACUGGCAAAUCGUUAUCGUUGUCCUACGCUAUCGGCUCCGCCGGAGGGGACAUACAUACUACAACAGCGCAGUUCGGUGGCUACACUGUCAAUAAUCAAGCGUUCCUACUUGUUACAGACGCUAGUUCAUUUGGCACUGACAUUCAUGACCAGGGAUAUGACGGUCUUAUAGGGCUUGGUCCCAAUGAGGGCUCGAAGAUCUAUGAUAAACUUAGCGGGGAUGCAGGCGAUACACUGCUGAAUAACAUCUUCUCGCAGUCUUCCAAUUCUUCUAAUAACUUCAUAUCGCUGCUUCUCAACCGACAUGGUGAUCCCGGACAGAACUACACUGGACAAAUGACUAUUGCUGAAUAUAUUUCGGGAUUCGAGAAUGUGACGAGCAUGCCCAAGAAUGACGUGGAGAGUGUACUCAAACUUUUGGGUUCAGAUCAGCACUGGCAAGCACUAACUGACAAGAAUAAUGGAAUUAUUGGCCCAGACGGACUAGUAAUUCAGUACGACUCUAUCGUUCCCAAGGCUCCUGAUGGCCAGCUGGUCGUUGUGUUCGAUUCAGGUUUCACGUUCAACCAAGUUCCUCGAGACAUUUCUGACGCCAUAUACGGGCGCGUCCAAGGUGCCAUAUACGACUCAACGAAUGAAUGGUGGACCAUCCCUUGUGGACAGAUGCUCAAUGUCUCUCUCAAUUUUGGUGGAGUGAAUUAUCCCGUACAUCCCCUUGAUACCGUGGACGACAAUUUUGGCAUCACCAGCUCCAAUGGUACGCAUAUGUGCAUUGGGUCAUUCCAACCGAUUACUACUGCUUUCAGUCUACUGGGAAAUUAUGACAUGAUCAUGGGCAUGAGUUUCCUGCGUAAUGUUUACGCUGUUUUGAACUAUGGCGACUGGGCAGACGACGACACCGACUCUGAUCCUUUCUUGCAACUCUUAUCCACUACGAAUGUGGAUGCAGCCCAUAACGACUUUGUUCAGGUCCGAAUGGGCGGCGUUGACACCACUGCUUCCUCUCAAUGGGCCCUCCUACCUGCUAGUGAAGAGGUUCAUUCUCCGGUUUCUGAGGAAGAAAAGAAGAAAGAAUACCAAGAAAUGAUACUCAGUCGAUGGCCGUACAUCUUCGUCGGAUGUCUUGUGUUCGUAUUGCUUGUGGCUGGCUUCGUUAUAUGGAGAUGUUGCUGCCGCAAGGGACGCAAAAACAGGGGAUGCUUUUGUUGCGGAAGAAAUACAGCCAAAGCGCCCGCUCAGGAGAAACACCUGGAUUCUGGCCGAAAAUCGGAUUCCUAUUUACCUCUUCAAGAAGGGACGCUCAAGGCUAAUGCUUCUCUGAUGUCUUUCAACAACUCAACAGCGUCCCUACAUCCUCAGCCGGCUUAUUCGGCUUAUGGUAUUGGACAAGGAAAAGAUCAUGGAUCCAGCGGGUUUGACUUUCCUGAACCGACGCUCGGUGGAGGGUAUCGCUAAUAAAGAUUUGAAGAGCCUACAUAAUGCAGAAUUUAUGCAAUGGCAGUAGUUUUACUUUCAGCGCACGCGAGCGUUCUGUGCAGGCUUGAACUGGAUUUCACCUACCUAUUUAUCCGCGAACUAUUUACUAUUUUUCUGUAUUACCUUCAUACGCUCGCAC